Molecule: messenger RNA, 1053 nt
Organism: Paramecium primaurelia
Lineage: Eukaryota; Ciliophora; Oligohymenophorea; Peniculida; Parameciidae
Source: the annotation of a GenBank genome assembly
AUGAGAAAUGACAAUUCCCCUGUUAAUUAAUAAACUAAGGGUAAUCUAAGUUAUCAGAAUUAAUCCCCAAGAAAACAACAUACACCUUAAGAUACAAUGUCAUAGAUUUUAUAAUUCAAUCCUUAAUUGUCUAAUCAAAAAUCCACUUCACCUCAUAGACCAAAAGAUUAACCAAAAGAAAGCUUUUAUUUUGUUUAGGAUGAUGGCUAAAGAUAAUAAGAAACAUAGCUUAAGUUUAAUAAAGUUAAGAAUAAUUACCAUAUUACUAAGCAGUUAACAAAUAGAAAUGAUAAAUAGAGAAAGUUAGUUGAUCUAUCAAGUAAUGUAUUUGAGAAUAAUCAAAAUAUUGAUGUAAUUCCUAAAUCUCCUGAAAAUUAAUAAUUAAUUAAUACAUCAGUUUAAUGGACAAAUGUGCAUUAUGGUAAAGUACUCACAUCUGUUAAUGAGAAAGCAGAAUUCGGAAAAGAUUAUGCAAAACAAAGAAAACAUCAAGAUUUACAAUAAUAAUAUCAAGAAGGGACAAAACAUAAAAGUCCUUAAAAAAUAAUAGAGAAUGAGAUUAAUAUUUAGUCUAAGAAAUAAAAUUAAUAAUUCUCUGAUAUUUUUGGACAAGAAUUAGGAAAUAAAGAAAGAAAUUGGUUAAGACCAUAGCGUAGUCUUUCACCUUAAAUAAAAUGGACUACAUUUGAUAGUACUAGAGAUUACAAAGAUUUUGGUGAUAUGAGUAUUAAAGUAUAAUACUAUAUUACAAUAUAUAGGAAUCUAAAUUACGUAAUAUAAAUACUGAUAAUUAAAAAGAUAAUUAGAAAGACACUCAUAAAUUAAAUCAUCCUUUGACUUCACCAUUUUUUGAUGUAAAAUAUAUUAUAGUAAUAUUGAUAGUGUUAAAUAUCCUAUGAAAAGAUUAAAGGUUAAUAUAAAUAAUAGAAUUAAUUCAAAAAUAUAGAGAAUGGAUCUUAAAAGAAAUUUGGACAAGAAAAAAAGAUUGAAUAAAGUAGUAGUAAUAAAAAGUAUGAAGGGAUUUAUUCAUGGAAAAAUAACUAUUAAAAAUGA